Bactrocera neohumeralis is the source of this 9566-nucleotide messenger RNA. RefSeq names its product protein suppressor 2 of zeste (gene Su(z)2). Gene Ontology annotation, cellular component: PRC1 complex. The coding region runs from base 508 to 4998 and encodes 1496 amino acids. The record is from RefSeq and is a predicted model, not a curated record. Gene Ontology annotation, biological process: negative regulation of transcription by RNA polymerase II. Gene Ontology annotation, molecular function: promoter-specific chromatin binding. Lineage: Eukaryota; Metazoa; Arthropoda; Insecta; Diptera; Tephritidae. The transcript is spliced from 7 exons.
GUGCAGUUUGUAUAGCGCGGCUGAUAGCGGACAUAACAGUCGGCGACGCGACGCACUUUCCAACUUUUCAACUGAGUGAAUUUCGCUUUGGUAAAACUGAACUGAAGUGCGAUAGUGAAUGAAAGCAAAUAGAAGCUGAAACGCUAAAAAGUCAGUAGCGGUAUUGUUGUUGUGGUUCAUGCAAAGGCAUUCGAGAAAUCGAUAAGGAAAACAAGUGCAGAAGUGAAAUAAACGUAAAAAGGAAACACAAAAGUAAAUAACGAUAAUAAAAAAAACAGUGUGAAGGAAGCAAAGGAAAGUGGGCUUAGUGCAAUGUGCGCAAAGUGGGCCGCCAGCUAAAUAGGGGAGGAGCGCACAGCAGAGCAGAGAAGGUAGCGGCUCGUGAAUUGUUGUUAAAAAUCAAUAUAAAUAUUAAUACCAUUCGAGGCUAUUGAAAGUUCACUUAGUUUCAAAUCCAAUACAAUUAAUUAAACACAAAUUUAAUUAAUACAAAAUAAAAUAUCCAAGAUGAAGCUACAAAAGACAGAUAAAAUGCUCAAAGUGCGCGAAUUCAAUGAAUUACUCAGCUGCCAUCUUUGCGGCGGCUACAUGAUAAAUCCAACAACAGUGGAUAAUUGCUUGCAUACAUAUUGCCGUAGCUGUAUUGUGCAACAUUUGCAGCGCGAGGCUUCUUGUCCACAAUGCAAAGAAGUCGGAGGUUUCAAACAAGUUAAUAUGGGCAAUUUGCGGUCGGAUGAAGUAAUGCGGGCGUUGAUUUUUAAAAUGGUGCCCGGUCUAUACCAAAAGGAACGGGAGCGUGCAAUACAAUUCAACGUGACACAACUCAAUAGCCAGCAGCGUGUAAAUGUUGAGGAAGCGUCCAACGUUGUCAGCAGAGAGCAGGAGGCAGUUGAAGAGAAUUUCUUUGCGCCUAACGAACCAAUUAGUUUGUCAUUGGAAUAUCAUCCGACUUUGCUGAAGGGCUGCAGCACGAGUCAAAUACCGCCUGUGCGUUAUCUGCAGUGUCCAGCUUGCUUGAAGAUACGUCACUUGAAACGCUUCCUCUGUUCCAAAUUCGACAUUGACCCCGAGAGUAAGCGUAUCGAGGUGGAAGUGAUUUAUGAGGAUGAGGUGUUGCCAAAUGAUUUUACGCUAAUGGAUGUUGGCUAUUGUUACAACUGGAAGAGGCAUGCACCUAUGCAAUUCACCUAUCGCAUACUAUUCUAUGGCAAUGAGUCUCAGCAUCCUGCAAAGCGAAUCAAUAAGUCCGACCUCGAAGUUGAGGUGAAACGAAAUUCUCGCGUUGACACAGUAAAAACCACCGAGUUAAAACAAAAUGAAGGUAUUACGCUUUCUAAUGAAGCCAGCAUUACCAACCUGACUGCUGCUUCUACCGUCAACUACAACAACCAACAGGCAUUGCAAAAAGCUCCCAAGAACAAGAGUAAAUCAUCAAAGUCUAUUAAAAUCACUUCAAAUAAAACCUACAAUCCGAGAAAUGAAGAGGUAAAUGCCCCCGUAAAAAUGAUAUUUGCGCGCAAAUCGAGCGUUGAGGGCGGUAAGAAACCGUCACCCAAGCGCAACAACCACGAAGAUGUAACGUAUACCGUGACAAAUGAUUUCAAGAGUCUACGCAGCAAUGAUAUGCGUUAUAGCGAUUACGCCGUCUCGUCCACCACGAGCAAUAGUAAUUCGCCAAAGAGUUCUCCGAAGAGUGAACACCGUUCAACUAAAUCUAUUGCGAAUGCGCACGAAUCAUCUCCACCACAAGUGAUGCAAUCCGUGGGAGCUUCAUCGGUGACGGUGCCGAAGUGUGACAUUGUCGUGAGUAUACCACAGUCGCAGAUGCCGAAGUCGCCGUACUCAAUCGAUGAUGAAUUUGAGAAUGUCUCCUUGGCGCAGUUGAAAACCGCGAGUAAGAAAUCGCCUUCAAUCACAACAACAACUAACGUAGAGUCACCAAAAGGUGGCUCGACUAGAAAUGUGCCAAAGUUAAAAAUUGAAUUGAAUAGUCUGAAGACGCGUUUAAGCAUUUCAAAGCCCAAAUCGGCUGGUGUGUUGUCAAGUGCGGAGGUCUCAGAGAAACGUGAGCGUACCAAGCAGCGCAAACACUCAUUGGAUGAAGUAGCUGCGCCAUUGAAUGAUAGACUGGAUAUAGAGACCUAUGCGAAAAAUAUCGGCUUGCAGCCCAUAGAGGUGUUGACGCCACCUGAAUCGUGCGAAAAGCUCAAAUACAGUCCAAAUGCCUCCCCGCUUUCGUCUGCAUCCUCAACAACCAGUUCGUCGAAUAAUGCUUUUCCGUUGACCACAACCACCGAGCUGACUACGAAGACUACUUUCCAUAAGAAAAGGAAAAAGAAGCACUCGAAAGAUUCGAAGGAACCGAAGGAUAGCAAGCGGCGUCGUAUGCAUGCAGAAAUCUCUAGUAAACCGGAAGAAGAAAGCCUUAAAAUGAAGGUAAAGCUAACAGCACCACACAAUCAUAAAUCCCACAAGUCUGAAAGUUCUGGUACAAAGAAAAAUAGUGAUGAAAUGCGUAAAUCACCACCGAUUGUGAGGGAUGUGAAAGUGUUGGCAACUGCCACGGUGCCAGAUGUACCAGUGACACCAGUAAAUGAUAGUAUUUUGGCAUUGAACAAAACUCUCGGUGAGGAAUCGCGUAGCAUAAAUCAUCUUAUGAUGGAAAAGGAAAGAACCAAAGAGGUUGUCAAAGUAGUAAAGGCGGAUGAAACAUUGCUAACACUCCCACAGACAAAUUUGCUUCCAAAACCCUACAACAACAUAAGAGAUUCCAAAUUACCCGCUUCACCACCACUACCGCCCAGUCUCUUCAAGACGACGCCACUUAAUUUCAAUACACUCACAGUUACCAGCACGACAGCGGGUCAAUCAAAGUCUGCAAAUAAUUCAUCCAAACAAUUGGACUUGACCAAGGGCAAACAGCAAGUGCCACUGACGACAAAACCAACCUCAGUACCGCAGUAUAACAGACAGGGUUCCCUAAGUGCUCCGAAACCACAUCCACAUUUCAUAGUUCCAAGCCUUCCACGACGCCCCUCACCUGGCACAAACAGUUCGUAUACACCUUCGUCCAUAGCCAGUGCCAGUAGCAAACACCUCGGUAUGCAAUUAAAACGCUCCGCCUCUUUGGAUGAGUCUUAUGCAAUUGGUGGACGUGCGAAGCAGGUUAAGCUCGAUGCGUCUCAGCGCAAGGCGCUGUACGGCAGUUAUGCAAAUAAGCCGCUUACACCGCCAUCCACCAGCGUAAGCAUUAGCAAACUGGCCGAUACUGCAACCAAUGUGCAAAGCUCUGGUGGCACUCAUAAUAAUGCAGUUACCAUCACGGCACGUCCGCCGGGCGGCAUGACGCAGGAACAAAUGCGCUGGCAACUACCACCAUACACUCAGCUACAUUUACCGUUUAACAAGCCCGCUGUGGAAAUCGUGCGCAUCAACUCGAAUCAAACGAGCACGGAUAUGCAUAUACCAGCGUUAAGUACACCAAAGAGCGGACGUAUGAUGGGACCACCACUAUCUAUGGUGAAGGGCAAGAAGUCCGUGGGACACCAGUUAGGCGCUAUGCCUUCCACUGGCGGGGUGAAAUCACCGCCAAUAUCCCUGAAUGCUGUAUCUUUUGGACAUGGCAGGAAUAAUCCGUAUCGGCUGUCACCACCGGCGCUGGUGAAUCUACAAGGUCCACCAUUUAACGCGUCCAAGAAGAUCGGCGCACUAGCUACAGAUAAUACCUAUAAGAAACCGGAGAACUUGAGCAAGACCAACGGCACUACCGAUAAGCAGUUACAGCAAUCACGCAUUAGUUUGAGGGACUUCAGACCGAGCUCACGUGAUCACAGCUUCGAUAUAAUUGAUGUUACGGAGGGUAGCGGAAAAGCAGAGGUCAGCCCAGCGGCUGAUACUACAGUCAGUGCCACAGCUGCUACGCCGUCAGCGCGCGAAAGCCUGGAAGCCGCUUUGAAUAAAAUUAAACAGAACAUCACUUCCACAACAACUGCGCAAGAUAGUGCCGCUGCUUCCGCUGCAAAGCAACAACAGUUGCCCUCGCCUACGCAGAUGAGCAACGAAGACCUACAGAAUCUACACUUGCUUUCCGAGUCGGCAACGACACGUGAGAAGAUCGCAAUACGCUCUUCUCAGUCCUAUGAGAAACCGAAGAUGCAACCAUCUUCUUUGGUGCGCCAACAAAACGCUUCUGUGCGCAACAUACCGAAUCCCUCAGCGUUGGCGUUUCGUAAUAUGUCGACGCUGCCUGCUGUGAGCUCCACUUUGACGCCCGCAACCACGGUUGCUGUCAGCAGCAGCGCGCCAUCUACAACCCCAUCCACACCAACAACCAGUCUCGCAUCAGCAUCCACACAAAAAACAUUACCGCUGGUGGCACUUCCCUUAACCAGCGCUGCUGCGCCACUUAGUCCCGGCAAUCCUCCGUUGUCUGCCAUAACCAGCAGCAGCGUAGUUAGCGCUACCAGCACCAGUACAACUGUCGCACGCACCGUCAAGAAGCCGACAACCAUUGAUCAAGUUGCCGCUAAUUUAAAUAUGCGCGCAUCAGCCGCCGCCGCGGAAGCACACGCAGCUAAAUUGAGCGCCGCCGAGGAAGUGACGCAAAUAACUUCGUCGAGUCAAAAUAAUGCCAGCGACCUGACAAAGGUAACGCUCACUACAACUGUGGCUUCUUCAGCCACAGCUAACGAAACGUCGUCCACAGCUGCUGUGUGUGCAAAGGCGGAUACGAACGAAACGGCAAACGGAGUGGCUGAGAUUGUGAAAACGAAAGUGUUGCCGAAAUCCGUAGCCGAUAGUGGUGUGACAACUGCGAUUGUCACUGAUGUCACUAACAUAGAGAACACUGCGAGUAACAGCAACAGCAACAGCAACAGCAAUAACAAUAAUAAUAAUAAUAAUAACAACAACAACAACAGUAAUAGCAAGAACAACAAUAAUAAUGGCAAUAGCGAUGUCAAAUAUGGCGUGACGUCAGCUAGCGUGGCGAGUGAUUAAGAUACAGUCAGUCGAUGCGAAAUUUUCUUCGAAAUAGUGGACUCCGAAGUCAAAUAUUAUUGGAGAUGGAUGGAUAGCGCUAAUGGCACUAAUGAUAUUUAAAGGGUAAAUAAUUACUAAAUAUGUAAGAUGCAAUACAUAAUAAAUUAUAUAGCAACAAAAAUCAGUUUCAGAGUAGGCACUCAAUUAUAAUUUAAUAUAAAAAUAUUAAAAAUAAAAUAUAAGGGAGUUUAAAUGUAAAUAAAAAUAAAAAAUAUAAUUUGGCAUUGCAAGCACAAUUUUCAUAAAAAUUAAUUUCAUUAAGUUUAAGUGAGUUUUAAAACUUAUUCAAACUGUAAAUCAUUUGAAAAAAAAACCAAAACAUUAUAAUAAUUGUAAAUUGUACUCUUAACAAAUAGUAUAUUUAGCAGAAAUAAGUAUAUGAAAAACUUAAAUUAUUUAAAUGUACCUAAUUAGAACUUCAUCAACAAACAAAAAAUACAUAUAUGUAUGUAUGUAUGUAAUAUAUGUAAAUAUAUAUACUCAUACAUAUAUAUGUACAUAUGUAUGUGUAAGCAGGUAUGUAUGUAUAUAUGCACAUAAAAGCUCACAUACAUACUAUAUUAUAGUUACGUUCAAAAUAAUAAUGUAUGUAGGUACAUACAUAUAUAACAAAACUAAUGUCCAUGGUAGGCUAAAAAUGUUUCAAAAAUGUGUAGUAUUAGAAAAGUGAAUUUAGAAUUUAAAUAGCGUUAAUUAACAUUAUUUAAGCAACUUUUAAAAAUAUUUAAUUUUUUGGAGUUUUUACUAAUAGUAUUGGGAGCAAAUAGAGAGUGUGAAAUAAGUCAGCUUAGAUGUUGUCUAUUUGAGUUGAGAAUUUUGCUCACACCGUUAAUUUAUUUGUAAAUAAUUUACGCCCCCUUUUUAUGUUAAAGAAAUUUAAAUUCGCACAACUAAAGCUUUAAAUGUAUUCUCCUUUCAUGCAAACUACAAAACUAUAGUUUUUAAAAGUUAGCCCUCGCAAGACCUUAAUAAAAAUUAUUAAGUACCACAUAUGUACAUAUACUUACUUACUCUAAUACAUAUGUAAAUAAUCAAAGAAGUCGUAAAAAUGCUACUAAUUAAUAUAGAAAGUGACUCAAAACGUCGCUGCUCACGAGAUCGUAAAUAAGCAAGAAACGAGCGGCGUUAAUAUAUUUUAUGUAGAUAUUAAUAUUUAGCGAAAGCAGUUUUGCACAAAAUGUAUAAACGAAAUAAAGAAAAACAUCAUUAUCGUACUUGCGCACAUUCUCACACGCAUAUGCACACAAGCGUGUACUGCAUAUAUAAUAAUAUUCAGACCCAAAUGUACAUAUGUAUAUACAUACAUAUACUAUAUAUCUGCUGCUAAAAUUUGCAAUAAAAACUUAAUAUCCUUCAUUGCAUGCAACAAACAUACAAAAUUUACUGAAACGCACACAUAUGCACGUAUGUACAUAUAUAGACAUACUAUUUAAAAUUACACACACACGUACAUACACUUACUUACAUAUGUGUGUACAUAAAUUUUAUAUUUUCACCAAUUUUCAAUUUUAAAAUAGAAAUUCAUGUAUUCAUUUUUCCAAGUGCGUUUUUUAAUUCGCCGUCAAUGCGCUGACAUUGAAGUAUUGAUUGCAUAAUUAAAUUCCGAACAACCUGCCUCUUUAUUUUAUUUGAUUGACCAAUUGACGGGCACAUCACGGCCACUUCAGUGCAACAUUUCAAUCGUCGAUUUUCACUUUGUAAAAUAUUUUUACGAUUUGUUAUAAUUAUUUUUGGCGCCGCUGAUUUAUGUACAUAUGUAUGUAUAUAUUAUAUAUAAAUAUGUGUAUGUGAUUAUGUUUGUAUGGCUAUGAAGAGUUUGUUUAAGUAAUUUUUUGUUUUCUUGAAAAAGAAAAUUAAUGAGAACCAAAUUGGACGCAAAUUGGAAAGAUACUCGAAAAUAUUGUUCCUGUUAUAUGUUAUUCAUGUACUAUACAUGCAUACAUACAUAUGUAUUGUAUAUGUAUAAUAUAUGUUUUUUUAUUACUUUUUUAUAUACUUAUUCAAAAAUUUAGUUGCACAUAUCUUUUGUAAAGAAUUAUUUUUAUAAUAUCUGGAAUAUAUGUAUAUUGAAAGUUCAGUUUUUUUUUAAGGGUGAUUCUGGUCUAGAAGCAUGAAUUUCAGGUAAUUUUUAAAGUGUCGUAAAAAAAGGGCAAUUAAUAUUUUGACUAUCCAUUUUUUAGAAGAGUACAGAAAAAAAAUAACUAAAAAAAGUAAAAAAUUUCAAAAAUUUUGAGCUGACAAAGUGGGGGUCUCUUAAAAUUUCCACGUGACCAUACCCAUGAUUUCAACCCUCCUAGUUAUCUGAAACCAAAAAAAAAGAUCAUUAAAGUUUUUUUGGAUCACUUUUUCUGACUAUUUCGAAUUUUUUAAAAAUAAUAAAAAUAAAAAUUUGGGGAUGGGGCUAAUUCCAACCAUAGACAAGCCUAUAAAGAAGACUCUAUAAAAAUUUCAAGUAAAUCGGUCCAGUAGAACCUGAGAAAUCGUGGGUAUCGUUCCGAAAAAGUCAGUUUUGAGAAAAACGCGUUUAAAGUUUCGCGUAAAGUCUUUUGUUCGAUUAGUUCCGCCCGAACCAGUUUGGAUGCCGGGUCAGAAAAAUGCCUAUAUCUCCGAAAAUAAUUUGAAUUUUGAAAAAUCCUCUUGUACACAUUCAAGAAUAUGUGUUGUAGUUAAACUUUGAAAUUGUAAAAAUUCGAUUUUUUAAAAUUUGUAGACCAGAAUACCUCCUUGAGUUUAACCAUUCGUAAAAUUUUUACAAUUUCAUUUCUGUUUACACUAUGGCAUAUGUAUUUAUAUUGCUUAAUAUAUUUUGUUCUAACUACAGAUCAUUUGCUUUAUUACUUUUAUUUCGCAAUUAGUAAUCGGAAUUAGGUUAUAUCCACUUGUAGUCCGAAAAUAUGCGUUCUUUCGUGAAUUUGGUUGAAGACGCAUUUAAUUUAUGUAAAUGAAAAAAUGCGAAAAGUAAAAAUUCAAAAUUUACCUGAUUACCCUUUUAAUAAUUUCAAACCGAAAAAAAUAUUAAUCUGGAAUAAUGUCGCAAUGCAUGGAACUGCGAAGAAAAGAAUUACAAAAAAUUUGUACAAAAAAAAAAAAUAUUGUCAAAAAUGGCAACUGCCUCAAAAAAACAGUUUUUAUCACUAUUUUUAACCGUUUAGAUUUUUUUUAAAUAGUAAAAAUUAAAAUUUGGAUAGACACAUAGUACAGUAGAACCUGGGAAAACGGUUUGAAAAAGACCUUUUCGCGAAAAACAUGAAUUUGAGAUUUAAGUUAAAUCUGAACCGGCCAAUUUGCAAUGACACUAAAACGGCUACAACCUUGAAAAUAAUUUGAAUUUUGAAAAUUCCUUAUUGACAGAUAUUUUUGAAUAUCUAAAAUAUCAAAAUACUUAUGUCUGUAAAAAUUUUUGUUUAAAUGUAUAUAUUAUUAAAAAUAUUAUUGAAAUAGAUGAAUACAGGUAAUGGUCGAGUGACUAGUAAAAAUUUUAAUUUUUGACGAAAUGAUGCUUGUUGGGCAGAAAAAUACGCUUCAGAGUAGUUAUUAUCAAAAUUUUAUUCUUUCGAUCAUUGCCUAACCCGUACAUACAUACAUACAUAUACAUGUACAUAUGUAUAUCUAAGAAGGUUGUGUGAAAAUUCUAAGUCUAUCAGUGUAGCCGUUCCGUAGAAAUUUUCCUCACCGGAUUUGAAAAUUGCCAUUUGAAAAGGGUGUCGGAGAUGUCUUAACAAUAAGCUCAUAUCUCCGAAACUAUUAGCCGGAACAACUUCAAAUUUUCGAAAAAUAUGUUCUAAUUAUUGCUCAUUGAAAAUAUAUCAAAUCAAUUUUUUGAAACUCACAAGUGGAUAUAACAUGUUAAACGCGAGUUCUGUUUAAAGUUAACCAAAAAUGAUAACUUUCAUAACAUUUAAAAAGAUUCAGAUAUUUAAAAAUACUAAACAAAAAGAAAGAUAACUAGAAUACUAAAAACAUUUGUAAAUUUGUAUAUUUUAUCUGUGUGAACUCAUAAAUAAUAUAAUAAAUUUCUAUAUGUAUAUAUGUAUUAAUCGCAAAACGCUAACGAAGAUAAUUCAUUUUAUUUUAAUAAAAAACAAUUUGCAAGUUCACUGCUAACACAUUAGUUAAAUAAAUUAUUUUAAAUUUAAUUUCAAAAACACAGAAAAUAAGCAGCAAAGGAGAAUAGAAUACUGUGGGCAUAAUCAAAUAAAAAAAGCAUAAAAAUGAAUGUCACGUAGGUAAAAAACAACAACAGCAAAAAUAUUCGCAAAUAUUUGGAAAAGAAACAAAAGCAGAGAGAGACAGUAAUAACUUCAAUAUAAACAAUGAAUAUGUAUAGACAAGUGUAGAUACAUACACACACAUACAUAUGUAUAAAAAAAUUAGCAUCAAAAAUGUAAAGAGAAAUUAAAAUUAUGCAAACACAUAAAAAAAUCCACUAAAUCUAUGAAUAGAAUGAAUAGACGCAUAAAUGUUUGUAAUAUAAAUAUUUAAUUAUGAAUAAGGAAUAAUAAAGAGAAUUUAGCACAUUUACACAA